Molecule: messenger RNA, 29200 nt
Organism: Loxodonta africana (African savanna elephant)
Lineage: Eukaryota; Metazoa; Chordata; Mammalia; Proboscidea; Elephantidae
Product: atrophin-1-like
Exons: 10
Coding region: 23023-23829 (268 amino acids)
Source: RefSeq, a predicted model, not a curated record
UUUAAAGCUCGAAGGUACUUGACAUACAUUUAACUCAAAGAAUAACAGUUAAAACAUAAAACGAAUUGGCUUCAUUUACAUUUGAGGCUGGAGGUAGUAGAACCUACUUUUGUAAAUCUAUUUCCAUAUUCAUCUUGUAUUUUAUUUUCUUUAGUUUUGUAAAAUACAGCCUAAUAUGUAUAAGCUGUAGAUGGGUAGUGGUCAUUUUUUCAUUAUGUGUUUAAGCAUCAGGAGAGUUAGAGAUGGUUUAAAUAUAAAAUCAGUGAGCAAAUAAAACAGUUUGUUCAAAUACCAAAUCAGUAAUCUGAAUGAGAGAGCUUUGCUUCAUCUUAUGCCAGUAUCUAAUUAUGUGGGUAAAAAGUUAUUACUUACUUGCCCAGCCCAGUGCCGUCGAGUCAAUUCUGACUCAUAGUGACCCUAUAGGCUGAAUUGGUGAAAAUAAUUUGAGACUUUUUAAACUAAAAUUAAUUUUCUAUUCUUUUUAAAGUGGAAACAUGAACUUUUCCCCAGAUUAUUUCGCUUUAGUUUACACAGCAUGAAUCUGUAACAAUUGUAGAGUUUUAUUCAGCAGGUAUUGCUGUCAGUAUUUUUCUCUUUGAAGUUAAUAAAAAUGUAAUCCUACAUGAUUGCAUUUUAAUUUAUUAGUAGUGAUUCAUAGUACAUUCAUUACAAUAAGAAAGAUAGAAGAUCUUGAUUUGUAGAUCAGGGAUCACAAAUUCACAUGCCUAUGGGGACUACAAUAGGGAGUGACGUCUGGAGAUCACGGCAUAUAGGAGCAGGUAUGUUACUUGCUGCCAUGGUUAACUGUGCAGGUAUGGCUAGAGUCUUUAGAACUCCUUUUUUUUUUUUAAGGAAUUCAGCGCUCUGGAUUCUUAAUACAAAAUCUCUUUGAAUUUAAUGGUGUGGUUUUAAAAAGAGGCUUGUAGGGGACUAGCUUGCAACCUGUAGUUUUAAUCAGCUUGAGAAAACAAAGUAGUAAGUAAGAUUCCUAUUAAAAAGUUUUCUUCAAGGUAAAAUGACCAAAUUGGUCAUAAACUUUAAAAAAUUGAGGUAUAAUUUAGGUCACAUAUAUUGAAAGCUGUAUAUAUUGACUUGUGGUGACCCCAUGUGUACAGAGUAGAACUGUGCUCCAUAGGGUUUUCAAGGCUCUAGUGGUUAAGUGCUACGGCUGCUAACCAAAGGGUCAGCAGUUCAAAUCCUCCAGGUGCUCCUUGGAAACUCUGUGAGGCAGUUCUACUCUGUCCUAUAGGGUCGCUCUGAGUCGGAAUCGACUCGAGGGACCGGGUUUGGUUUGGUUUUUUUUUUUUUUUUUGACCUUUCAGAAGCAGAUCGCCAGGCCUGUCUCCUUAGGCUCCUUUCGGUGAGUUUGGACCACCAACUUUUGGCUAGUAGUUGAGAGCUUAAACAUUUGCGCCACCCAGGACUCUGAGAUGUAAUUUAUAUAACAUGAAACUCACCCUUUUAAAGUGUACAGUUCAGCGAUUUUAAGUAUAUUCACAAAGUUGUGCAGUUAUUACCACUGUCUAAUUUCAGGUCAUUUUCAUUACUCUGAAAAGAAACCUCAUAUCCCAUUAGCAGUCACUCCCUAUUCCCUCCUCCCUUCAGCCUCUGGCAAUCACUAAUCUACUGUCCCUAUGGAUUUACUUAUUCUGAUUAUUUCAUAUAAAUGUGGUUCUUUCUGUCUGACUUCCUUCAUUUAACAUACUACUUUUAAGGUUCAUGAAUGUCGUAGUAUCAGUCAGUUGGUCAUAAACUUUUAUAUUAUGUUUCCAUUGCCAUCGAGUCAAUUCCAACUCAUAGUGACCCUAUAGGACAGACUAGAACUUCCCCAUAGGGUUUCCAAGGUUUGGCUGGUGGAUUCAAACUGCUAACCUUUUGGUUAGCAUCCUCUAUAGCUCCAUAUCAUGUUUAAAACCAAACCCAGUGCUGUCGAGUUGAUUCUGACUCCUAGCGACCCUAUAGGACAGAGUAGAACUGCCCCCAUAGAGUUCCCAAGGAGCGCCGGGCAGAUUCGAACUGCUGAGCCUUUGGUUAGCAGUCCUAGCACUUAUCACUACACCUCCAGGGUUUCCACAUCAUGUUUAGGGAUUCCUAAAAAAGUUCCUAUAUUUGUGUGCUGUUUCACUGCUUCCUGUAGUGUUUGUUGAUGUUGUUGUAAGGUGCUGUCAGGUCAGUUCUCACUCAUAGUAACCCUACUUACAAAAGAACGAAACAUGUCUGGCCCUGCGCCAUCCUCAUGAUGGUUGUUAUGCUUGAGCCCAUUCUUGCAGCCAGUGUCAGUCCAUCUCAUUAAGGGUCUUCUUCUUUUUUGCUGGUCCUCCACUUUACCAUGGCAGACAGGUUUCUUCUGAGCUUCCAGACUAAGACUAGGAAGAAGGAUCUGGCAGUCUACUUCUGAAAAGACUUAGCCAGUGAAAACCUUAUGAAUAGCAGCAGAACAUUGUCUAAUAUAGUGCUGGAAGAUGAGCCCCCCAGGUUGAAAGGCACUGGAAAGAUGACUAGGGAAGAGCUGCCCUCUCAAAGUAGAGUCCACCUUAAUGAUGUGGAUGGAGUCAAGCUUUCAGAACCUUCAUUUCCUGAUGUGGCACGAUGUCUUACAUGCUUUGGACAUGUUAUCAGGAGGGACCAGUCCCUGGAGAAGGACAUCAUGCUUGGUAAAGAGAGGGUCAGCAAAAAAGAGAAAGACCCGCAAUGAGAUGGAUUGACACAGUGGCUGCAGCAAUGGGCUCAAGCAUAAAAAUGGUUGUGAGGGUGGUGCAGGAUCAGGCAGUGUUUCGUUUUGUAGUACAUAGGGUCACUGUGAGUCAGAGCUGACUUGACAGCACCUGACAACAACAAUCACCUUACCAAGCUUGAUGUCCUUUUCCAGGAACUGGUAUCUCCUGAUAGCUUGUUCAAAAUAGUGUGAGAUGAAGUCUCUUCGUCCUCCCUUCUAAGACGCAUUCUGGCUGUACUUCUUCUAAGAUGGAUUUGUUCGUUCUUUUGGCAGUCCAUAGUAUAGUUGAUAUUCUUUGCCAACACCACAACUCAAAGGCAUAUAUAUACAUAAAAUGUAUAUAUUGCAUAUAUAAUUUGGGAUGUUGUUAUGUAUGUUUUCUGAAUCUGUUUUAUAACUGGAGUUAAACUUUGCAGUAGUACUACAGGCCCGGGGCUCCCUUCUGGGUUAGUGGUCAUUAGGUGAGGGUUCUUGAUAUGUUGAAGGUUUUUAUGAACAAGCUUUUUAGUUAUCUAGUGCUCUUAUGACAGAUACCUUAAGUGGAUGGCUUUAACAGGCAGAAAUUUAUUCUGUAAGUUUAUGAGGCUAGCAGUCUGAAUUCAGGGCUCCAGCUUCAAGGGAAGGUUUUCUCUUAUUUAUCAGCUCUGGAGAAAGAUCCUUGUCAUCAAUCUCCCCCUGGUCUAGGACCUUCUCAGUGCAGAGAACCUGAAUCCAAAGGAUGCACCCAUUCCUGUUUCUUCUUUUGGCGAUAAUGAGGUCUGUCUCCUCUCUGCUCCCGUCUCUCUUUUAUAUCUCAAAAGAGGCAACCCAAUCCCGUAGAUUGUGUCCUGCCUCAUUAAUAUCAUGUUGUCGUUAGGUGCCGUCGAGUCGGUUCCGACUCACAGCGACCCUAUGCACAACAGAAAGGAACACUGCCUGGUCCUGCGCCAUCCUUACAAUCGUUGUUAUGCUUGAGCUCAUUGUUGCAGCCACAGUGUCAAUCCACCUCGUUGAGGGUCUUCCUCUUUUCCGCUGACCCUGUACUCUGCCAAGCAUGAUGUCCUUCUCCAGGGACUGAUCCCUCCUGACAACAGGUCCAAAGCCUGUAAGACGCAGUCUCACCAUCCUUGCUUCUAAGGAGCAUUCUGGUUGUACUUCUUCUAAGACAGUCCAUGGUAUGUUCAGUAUUCUUUGCCAGCACCGCAAUUCAAAGGCGUCCACUCUUCUUCGGUCUUCCUUAUUCAUUGUCAAGCUUUCACAUGCAUAUGAUGUGAUUGAAAAUACCAUGGCUUGGGUCAGGCACACCUUAGUCUUCAAGGUGACAUCUUUGCUCUUUAACACUUUGAAGAGGUCCUUUGCAGCAGAUUUGCCCAAUCCAAUGUGUCUUUUGAUUUCUUGACUGCUGCUUCCAUGACUGUUGAUUAUGGAACCAAGUAAAAUGAAAUCCUUGACAACUUCAGUCUUUUCUCCAUUUAUCAUGAUGUUGCUCCUUGGUCUAGUUGUGAGGAUUUUUGUUUUCUUUAUGUUGUUUUCUUUAUGCUGCGGUCUUUGAUCUUCAUUAGUAAGUGCUUCAAGUCCUCUUCACUUUCAGCAAGCAAGGUUGUGUCACCUGCAUAACACAGGUUGUUAAUGAGUCUUCCUCCAAUCUUGAUGCCCCAUUCUUUAUAUAGUCCAGCUUCUCGUGUUAUUUGUUCAGCAUACAGAUUAAAUAGGUAUGGUGAAAGAAUACAACCCUCACACACACCUUUCCUGACUUUAAACCAGUCAGUAUCCCCUUGUUCUGUCCAAACAACUGCCUCCUGAUCUAUGUAAAGUUUCCUUAUGAACACAAUUAAGUGUUCUGGAAUUCCUGUUCUUCACAGUGUUAUCCAUAGUUUGUAUGAUCCACACAGUCAAAUGCCUUUGCAUAAUCAAUAAAACAGAGGUAAACAUCCUUCUGGUAUUCUCUGCUUUCAGCCAGGAUCCAUCUGACAUUUCAUUGCAGUUAGGAUUUACAACACAUAGGAUAAUCACAUCAGAUCACAAAAUGGUGGGCAGUCACACAGUACUGGGAAUCAUGGCUUACCCAAGUUGACACGCAUUUUAUGGGGGACACAUUUCAAUCCAUAAUAGUAGGGUUGGCAUAUCUCAGUGAGUAGAGAGAAUAACUUAACUACUAUUUUAGUAAGUUCACAGUUAAUCCAGUACCCACUAAGGGGGUAGAACAUUGUACUUUGAACUUUGUUUAUGGAGGCACAGGGGAAGAUGAUCCUUGAAAAAUCUUGUAAUUUGGGAUACAGAAUGCAUGAAGUGCCUGAAGAACACUGAGGCCCGGAUAUUGAGGUACUUUAUAUCAAGGGUACUCCUUUUCUGCUGGAGACUGUGGGACACCCAAGAGUAUUAGCUACUGUCUCUGCCCUUAACGAUCUUAUUGGCUAUGAGAGGAGAAAAGAUGCAUAUAAAUACAGCAUGUGUGAGAUACUUCACAUGAAAAGCGUUGUGGAGGUUGAAGACAAGCAUAUAAAACAUUAUUUGAAAAUGUAAUGAACAAGUGUAUUUUAUGUUUCCUAACUUUUUGGGUAGCUUGUAUAAUACAAGGAAACCCUGGUGGUAUAGUGGUUAAAGGCUACUGCUGCCAAACAAAAGGUUGGAAGUUCUAAUCCACCAUGCGCUCCUUGGAAACCCUAUUGGCAGUUCUACUCUGUCCUAUAGGGUCACUAUGAGUCGGAAUCGACUGGACGGCAACGAGAGUUUUGGUAUAAUACAAAGUAGAACAUGGUGAACUCUAUUAAGAGAUGUAGAUAACUUUUUUCGGAAUUCAGAAAGGAGCGGAUGAUCUGAUUGUGGACAGAGGGAGGGUGUCAUGGCAGGGGAGGUAUUUUAGGUUCAGCUGGAAAUAUUUGUAAAAAGCAGACAGUUGUGCAUGGAAGCAACAAGAGGGAACCAUAAGGUCAAGCCCGAAAGAGGAUGGUGUGCCUAUGUUGGGAUGGUAAAGAGAGAGAGAGCCCUGAUUGGUGCAUGUAGUUGAAAAAGAUCGGGAGAUAAAUUACCUAGGUUAACUGUGACUACAUUAUGAAGUACUUUAAGUAUCAGGCCAAGAAGUUUGGAUUUGACUGGUAGGCAAUGAGAAGUCAUUGUAGCUGUGCUUUCUUAGAGUCUGUAAAGGACUUCGAGAGAAAUGUGCAUAUUUGUACUUAAUCAAGACGGCCCAUAACUUUCAUCAGAUUCUCAGAGGGGCCUAUGAUCCCUGAAAGUUAAAUUACCACUCUAUUACAGGUUUUAGAAGGGUAGAUUACAAAAGACAGAUAAACACCCAAGGCCAGUUGGGUGGCUAUUGCUAUAAUUCAGACUGUAUGUAAUAUGUUUGAGUAUAAACUGAGGACAUUAAGUACUAAGCAGAAGUUUGAAUGGAAGUGAAUAUAUCUUUAAAGGUCCCACAUAACCGUAUUAAUGGCUCACUUGUAAGUACAAUUGAGAGUGACCGUCAUAUAUUUUGGAAACCCUGGUGGCGUAGUAGUUAAGUGCUAUGGCUGCUAACCAAAGGGCUGGCAGUUCGAAUCCGCCAGGUGCUCCUUGGAAACUGUAUAGUGCAAUUCUGCUCUGUCCUAUAGGGUUGCUAUGAGUCAGGUUUUUUUUUUUUUAAUCAUAUAUUUUUGUUGUUGUCGUCAUUAUUUAGUCCCAGUAGGAUAAAUUAAACUUUAUGAAAAUGAAGUCAAACAUUGAUUAUGGCAGUAAAAAAGAAUCAGAUAAUCCAGGUGUUCAGAUUUGGGUUGUGUUAGGUUUUUUAGCCUUUUAUCUUGUUAUUUGAUUUUUAUUAUUCUAGUCUAACAUAAAAUUGGUAUUUAGUGAAUGUACUCUGGGGUGAAGUGACCCUGGGAAAAUGCUGUGUGUCUGGAGAGAGUAGUUUAGGAUUAAGUCUUUUUGUGUUGGGUAAUAUUCCCGGUAGACAGCCACAUGAAAUCAAAUCAGUCACACAGUAAUACUUCUGAUUGAAAACAAAAGUUAAUGAAAUCUCCAGUUACUUAGUAAUGUUUUAAACAGUUACUAGUAUGUCGUGUGCAAAUAUAAAGUUAAAAUGAUUACAACUGUCAAAUACUUUAGGUUUUAUUUCCACCAUUCCCCAUUCUUUUUUAUAUGAUAACUAUAAUUACUAACAUUCUUCUCUGUAUUUGCUGAUUGGCAUUGGAAAUAGUCUGGAUGCAGUUAUUACUUCACAGCUUUAGGGAAAAGGCCACUUAAUUUAUUAGUUUAUUAUCAACUUAAAGGUCAAUCUUUUGUACUUGUAAGGAUUUAAGGCCACAGAUAACAUUAAAACAUGCAGCAUAGGAUAAUUUAAACACUUAAGAAGUAAAAUCAUGUAAGAAAUAUUUGUUCUAAAACUUAGAAUGAGAGUUAUUACAAUUGAGGACUACAUUUAACUUUAUUCCCUGUUAUCUAAGGUAUAAAAAAAAAAGAGAGAGAUUGACUUUAUGUCUUACAGUAGCAAGCACAAAUUACUUUGAAGAGGUAGCCUUUUCUUUUGCAUCAGUUUCUGGAUUCAAAAGCUGGAUCACUAUCUCAUUUUUAGACAGCUUUAUUGAGAUAUAUUCACCUACCAUACAGUUUACCAAUUUAAAUUUUACGGUUCAGUUCACAGAAUGGAACAACUCAUUAUGAUCAAUUUUAGACCAUUUUUAUAAUACCAAAAAGAAACCCCUCGCCUCUAAGCUGUCACUCCCUAAAUCCGUAUCCUCUCCAGCUGUAGAUGACCACUGAACUGUUUUUGUCUCUGUAGAUUAGCCUCUUCUGGAUAUUUUGUAUAAAUGGGAUUAAAUAACAUAUGUUCUUUGUGAUUGUCUUCUUAUCUUUGGAGAUAUAUCUAUUAAGAUCCUUUUUUCAUUUUUUAAUUGGGUUAUUCGUCUUUUUAUUAUUGAGUUGUAGGAGUUCUUUAUAUAUUGUAGAUACAAGUCCAUUAUCAGAUAUAACAUUUAUCAGAUUUUUCUACCAGUCUGUAACCUGUCUUUUCACUUUUGUGAUGGUGUCCAUUGAAGCAUAAAAGUAUUUAAUUUUGAUUAAGCCCAAUUUAUUUUUUCUUUGGUUACUUGUUCAUUUGUUGUCAUAUCUAAGAAAUAUUUGCCUAAUUCAAAGUCAUGAAGAGUGUAGUGGGUUGAACACUGGUCCUGAAAAAGACAUGUCCAAGUCCUUACCCGAGGAUCCUGUAAAUGUGAUCUUACCUGGACAGAGGGUCUUUGUAGAUGUAAUUAAGGUAAUGAUCUCGGGAUGAGAUCACCCUGAUUAGCGUGGGCUCCAAAUCCAGUGGAAUGUCCUUGUAAGAGAUAGAAAAGGAGAAGACUGAGAGACCUAGAAACACAUGGAAGAAGGCAAUGUGAAGAUGGAGGCAGAGACUGAAAUCAUGUACCCUCAAGCCAAGGAACAGCUGGAGCCUGAGCUGCUGCAAGAGGCAAGAAAGAAGUCUCCCCUAAAACCUUUGGACGAAGGGCAGCUCUGUGGACACCUUGAUUUUAGACUUCUGGCCUCAGCUGUGAGAAAAUAAGUUUUUGUUGUAAGCUACCAAGUUGUAAUUUGUUAAUGGCAGUCCUAGGAAACUAGUACAAAGAGUUGUAUAGUUACAGCUCUUACAUUUUGGUCUGUGAUCCAUUUUGACUAAGUUUUGCAUAUGCUAUGAGGUAGGAGUUUAACUUCAUUUUUUUGUGUGUCUGGACUAUUAAAUUGUCUUGGUAUCUUUGUCAAAAAUCAACUGACUGUAAAUGUGAGGAUUUGGUUCUGGACUCUCAAUUCUGUUCCACUGGGCUAUAUCAGUACCAUACUGUGUUAAUUACUUGUUGAAAAGUGUGAGUCUCCCAACUUUAUUCUUCUUUUUCAAGAUUAUUUUGGCUUUUCUGGGUUACUUGCAUUUCCACAUAAAUUUUGAGAUCAACUUGUUAAUUUCUGCCAAAAAGGCUGUUGGACUUUGAUGGGAAUUGUAUUCAAUCUGUAGAUCAGUUUGAGGAAUACUGCCAUCUUAGCAAUAUUGUCUUUCAGCCCAUGAACGUGGGAUAUCUUUCCAUUUAUUUAGUUUUUUUUUUUUUUUUAAUUUCUUUCAAUGAUGUAGUUUCAGAGUACAAGUUUCUUAAUUUUAUUUUCGGAUUGUUUAUUGUAUAUAGAAAUACAGUUGUCUUUUGUAUAUUGCUCUUGUGCCCUGCAACUUUGUUGAACUUGUUUAUUAGUACUAAUAGUUUUGAGUGGAUUCCUGAGCAUUUUCUGUAUAUGAGAUCAUGUCAUCUGUGAAUAGAGAGAGUUUUACUUCUCUCCAGUCUAGCCCUUUAUUUCUUCCUCUUGAUGAAUUGACCUGAGCAGAAUCUCCAGGACAGUGUUGAAUACAAGUGGUGAGAGUGGACAUCCUUAUCUUGUUGCUGAUCUUCUGGGGAAAGCGUUUAGUCUUUUAUUUUAAGUAUGAUGCUAGCUGUGAGUUUUUCAUAGAUGGCCUUUAUCAGUUUCAGGAAGUUCCUUUCUAUCUCUAGUUUGUUGACUGGUAGCUUCUUAUACAUGGAUAAGAAGUUCCCACCUUGGGUCCAUGAUAAAGCCAUAUAACUAGAAGGAAAAAUCCCCUGGCUUUAGCCAAGGUCAUAUAUUGUCAGAAUUUGUCCAUUCUCAAGACUUCUAAAUAUUGCUUUUUUAUUAGUGAUGCUCAAAUUUGUGAUUCAGGUUUUGAAUUUUCCCCUAAGUUCUAAUCUCUGUGACAUUUGCUUAUUCAGUAAUUCCAAUUAGCUACCAGCCUGUCAUUCCAAAUUCAGCACGACUUUAUUCAUGCAUUCAUUUGAUUGAUUCAUUUAUUGUACAUUGAAUGCUAUUCCAGGGUCCAAAGGAUACAAGAAUAUGUUUGGAGAAAUGUCUGAGGUAAGAAUGGCUCUAACACAGAGGACCUGGCGUGUCAACAGAGGACCCUCUUGGAGAUACGCAGGGGCCGUAUCACGAAGAUCCUGGAAAUUUUGAAUUGGGAAUGGUGAAAGUCAGAAAGAACCUACUUUCUUCCUAAGCAUGGUAUGCUAAAUCUGUUACCAGACCGUUUUGAUUGCUGUGGCUGUAUAAUAUGUUUUCUACUGGUCAAGUUUUGAUGUCCUAUCAAAGAAGAAUAUCCACAAUUAUCUGAAAAGGCUGUUUUGUGACUUGUGGAAUUAAAGAGAGAGAUGCCUGAAAACUAGAGACAGAGAAGUAUAUUUUUCAGAAAGGGGAAGAAGGAAGACUAUAGAGCUUGAUAUGGCCCUCAGGAUUUGUUUUUAGGAAGACAGGAGGAAAGGAAGACAUCUCAGGAUCCCAUUUCGAGGGUCCUUUGGCUACAUUUCCGCUGUCAGAACAUUUUCUCCAAGAUUCCUGGGCCAGACACCUGGAUUUCCAGAUGGGUUUUGUAGUCAAGGAGAUUUUAUAGAGGGGAGGUAUUUCAGUUAUGUAGAAAAGUUCAGUUAUCUAAAGAAUUUAUUUUAUAAAAUACCACAAAACUUUGUGACUUAAAACAACAGCAGUUUAUUACUUUUCAUGAUUUUGUGGACUGACUAGUAUCAGCUGGGUGGUUUUGUUCCACAUGGUGUAGCUGAGGUCACUCAUGGGCUACAUUUAGCUGGAAGCCCGGCUGGGACUAGGACAUCUAAGGUGGCCUCUCAUUCUCUAAUACCUCUCACCAUUUGGUAAUCUAGCCCAAGUUUCUUCAUACCAUGGCAUUUAGUUUCCAAGAAGGAACAUUUCAAGAGGACAAGCCCCAAGAUGCAAGCACUAAUCAAGCCUCUGGUGGCAUCGUUUUGCUAAUGUCUCAUCGGCCAAAGCAAGUCACAUGAUCAAGUCCAGAGUCAGUGUGGGAGGAGGCUACACAAGGGUGCAAGCACCAGGAGGUUUUGUUCACUGGAGGCCACCACUGUAACAAUUUACCACAAGUGAGCAGGGCAAUUUUGCACACCAGGUCUCCUCAGUUGUCAGUGCUUAGGUAUGGAUGCAUAACCUAAGAUCUGGUCCUUGACUUUGCAAUUCCAGAAACUCUAUGUGAUUAGGGGUUCAUGCUUAGCCCCAUGCUUUUAUCUGAAAUUGCCUCUCAUCAUCACUUGAAGACGUGAAUUUAGGUUGUCAUAGUUUUAUCUCAGGACUCUGUUUUCUUGGCCACAGAUGGUUGAACCAGAGUGGACACCUGACCUAUGAUUCUGUUGGCUGAGCUGGCCCAGUUGGACUUUCUCCUAUGACUUUGGAAUGGGAAUACUGAGAGACUAAGACCCAAACUGGUGAAGAGAUUAUAGAAGAUCUAGAUACUCUAAAAUGAGUUUGGAAAUAUAUCUUAACUCCUGAGAUGACUAGAAAAUGAGACUGCUAAACCAUAGUUUAAGUGGUUAAAUGCUAUAGCUGCCAACGAAAAGGUCGGCAGUUCGAAACCACCAGGUGCUCCUUGGAAACUCUAUGGGGCAGUUCUACUCUGUCCUCUAGGGUCGCUAUGAGUCAGAAUCGACUCGACGGCAGUGGUUUUAAACCAUAGUUAUUAAGAGAUUGGCUGCUAACCAAAAGGUUGGCAGUUUGAAUCCACCAGCUGCUUCUUGGAAACCCUACGGGCAGUUCUACUUUGUCCUAUAGGGUCGCUAUGAGUUGGAAUCAACAUGGUGGCAACUAGUGGAUGUAUGUUUCUGCUCAUUCUCUUAUGCUCCAUGACAAUAUCUAGCUGCAAAGGAGGCUGGGAAAUGUAAUCUUUAGCUGAGUAGCCAUGCACCCAACUACUAUGAAAGAAGGAGAAAAUAUAUUUUAGUGAAGACUUAGCUGCUGCCUCCUUCCCCCCUACCCUCUCCUCAUGCAGCAUAUAGUGUUCAAUUCAUGGUUACCUUUCAGGAGGGAGAAAGACAAGAGUGUAUUCAGAGGGAGUAAACAGGAUGAUGAAGGCCUUAAAAUCAGGCCAUAAGCAGAUUGGUUGAACACUUGGGGAUUGUUAUAUUGAAUAUUUAGGAAAUGAAAUGGCUGCCUUUGAAUGUUUUAUGUGCAAAAAGAGAUAAAGGCUAUUCUCUACAGCCUCCAGGAGUAAAUAUAAUGAGAGGAAGCUAACCAGUAACCAGUUGCCAUCAAGUCAGUUCUUGACUUGUGGCUCAGAGAAAUAUAUUUAUGUUCAUUAAAAGAAAAGAAGAUUCUAGCAGAGUUGUCCAGAAUGAUUUACACCUCAGGUACAUUUUGAACUAGAAGAGACAAAAAAAAAAAAAAGUUUAUUGAGUACCUGUUAUGUGCUCGACACUAUUGAGGCACUUUCACAGAUUUGUUGCUUCCAACUCUGAGAGUCUAUUGCAGCUCCACAUACUUUUCUCCAAACCCUAUUUUUUGUGACUCACUGACAAGCCUACAAAGACCAUAUAUGAGUUAAAUUUGUGGGGUAGAACAUCCUAGGAUAAACCCUGGAGGGUGUUGUGUAUGUUCUAGUUGUGAGUUCUAUGGUAGAUGGAGAAGUUGGCCAGGGUGCGGAAAGAAGGAAGCAUAUCACUUAGUUAUUUUCUGAUUUUCAGCGGCAACCUGAGGUCUUCCAGAAGGGGUUAUAUAGUCCUGACCAGCACAGCUUUGUGGCGGCCCUCCUGUCUGCCAUAUUAUCACACUGGUGAGCCCAGAGAGUGCUGCCAAGAAGUGUGAGAGGGCUGCUUUGAAAGCUCUGUCCAAUGUACGAAUAUCCAGUGUCUUCCACAUAGCUCCUGUGGGUACUGGUGGGAGACAAGAUACCUUUCUUGAUAUGAGUUCCUGGUGGUUUACUGGAGUCAACAAGAGUGUUUUGUUAUUCCUUGUACUUCUGGAUCCAAAGUUCUAAGGGAACAGAGGGGCCCCCAAAUCUGCAAUUCACAUAAACAAAUUAAAGUGACAGAGUAACAGGAAAUGGGCCAGGGCGCAGAAACAAAGACGUUCACCAGAACCAUGGGGCAGGGUAUCAGAAACUAGCCCACAAACUUCUUUAAAGUUGUCUCUCAGAAGCAGCCAGAUGAAACGAGCCCCCAGAGACAUGCCCCCAGAGACACGCGUAGAACAUUGACCUGUGACUGCUGUGUGACCUUUCACCAGGGGCAGCGAAGGGCUGCAGCUGCAGCUGCAGCUGGGUAUCAAACUCAGGGAGUGAGAGACUGUGCAGGCAUGACACCCCAUAAUAAGUCCUACUGUGAAUCCCAGAGGCCUAUGGGACAGGAGCCAUCUUAGAAAGCAGCUGCGCAUGCACCUUAGGUAGCCUAUCCCCACCCAAAACUGGCUAGUUGCCAGAAAACCCCACCUAUGCCCCUGAAUAAACAUGAAUCUUUUUCCUGCUCAAGUAUUUUUAAAAGCCCUUGAAGUCCUUCGUUCCGUGAGACGGGGAUAAGCGUUGCCUAGGCCUUCCUUAUCUCUGCUUGCAAGCCUCUUCAAUAAAGCUUUGCUGGUGUGCCUUACCUGCUCAUUCUUGACCAGCGAGAGGCAAAAACCUUAUUUAAUUAAAGGCAUAGAGACUCUGGCAACAGUUCUGAAUCUCCUAAAUAUUUCUACUUGUUUGUCUUUGAUUGAACACUCACCUCGGUCAAUCCUAAGCUCUAAUAUUAUGCUGGUCUACCAGUAUGGACACUAAGUGACAAAGUUUUAGGAAGGGACCCUAAAACUUUAAACCUCCUUGAAGCUUGUUAUAAACUUUAGUGUUUAUGUGCCCACAAGUAAGAAUUUCCACACUUCCCUGGGAAGUUGGGGAAGAGCUAAGAGAUUGAAGUAGAAAUGUAUUUGGACAUAAAAAUAUUUUAGUCAAGCUGUGAAGAAGCUGCACAGGGGAUGAUUUGAGGCCCCUGGAGCCAUCAAGUAGCAUGAUUGACAAUACUGUUUGGAGAACAAGGGUGUCCUUUGUGAACAGUUCCUCACACUUACCCACACUCCACCUUCCAGCCCUGUCUCUGUGUCUUUUAAAUCUAGUACCUCAGAUUUGGUUAGAUGAUAAUAGACGCUUGUCAUGCCCAAGUGAAAGGUUCCAAAGGGAGGUUGGAAGGGUCUUAUAACCCUGAGGAAGAAAGGGGAUGUUUACAGCCCAGUUGAACCUAUCCAUCUAAAGAGCUUUAGCCAGCUUCCUCCCAGAUGGCCUAAUGGAAAGCACACUUCAUCACAGCAAGUGACAAUUUUUUCCCAAAAAAAACACAGAAGGUAGACUUAAAUGAAAAAGGCAUAUUCUUUCAAUUCACUUCCUAAGGCCCUCUUACCUUUUGUCUUUAGCCUACUUGUAAUAAGUGCUAUCAAAUUAGCCAAGAAUGACUCUAUCUGAGCAUCCAAGAGUAGGGGCCUGUCUACAGAAAUUAGUGCCUAUGGCAAUUAGUUUUAAAUAGCUGAACGAUCUCUCACAGCUGGCAGUGGAAACUUCGAUGGCCAAUAGAAACUGCUCAUUAGAGCCCCUCCUCAAGCUGCACUCAGGGUACACACCCUACUUGCCAUACCAUAGUUACACCUCUGUCAAGAGGAGUGAAACCAAAGAGAUUGUGGAAAGGAAGCAGCAUUUCCUAUUUGCCUGGGAUGAAAGAUGGAGAAUGCUGGCAGCCAGAUCACCAGCCAACACAGUCUUGGGACACACAGUCUGGGAUGUCUUGUAGUCCGCCGAGACACUACGGGUUGUGGUUAAAACUGUGCUGAGAAGUUUGGUGAUUUAUCCCCCAGUUCAGUCCCCUAGAUGGUUUCCUGAGAAAACAAGCAAACUCAGUCCGGUUACUCCCACACAACUUCAAAAGGACAAACACCUAGCCCAUGAAGUGGAGGUUAUGGAGCAAUGAGGUGCUUGCAGCUUAGUAAAGAUUGGACCCUUGGCACUGGGCCCUAAUCUUUGCCACGUGGCUCAUCUACCCAGCUCUACUUCAAACCCAGACAACCAAAGUAGCACCUUUAUCUAGACAGGCUCAGAUUUUUCCAACUUCAUUCAAUACAAUAAAGAAUCAUUGCGAAGCCAAAGUUCUGGAUUUCAACGCUUUACAUCUGUUCAGCAUCUUCUGUGACUACUUUCCCUCUGACCUUUCUUCUUGGAUUGAAUGCAUGACCUCACUUGCCUCUAACCACAAUAACUAGGACUCAAUGACGAUGUCUGCUUGGAAAUAAAAUUUGGCUUCGGUAGCACCUUUCUGCCUCUGUAUGGUUUAGACAUCUCCAGAAUUUUUUGUACCAGGAGACAGAAGAGGGAGAUCUGGCAAUUGGGCGCUUCUGGAAAGUCUGCUUAGUGUCAGUGCAAAGUGAGAAUUUCAUUCAUUUACCCAACAGGUGUCUACUGAGUACCUAUUAUGCCCGUAAAUUAUCCUAUGUACUGACAGAGAAUACAGCCAUAAGCAAGAUAGAUAAAAAUCUCUUCCCUCAUGGGGUUUAUAUUCUAGAAGAAAGGAGAUAGACAAUGAACAUAUAAACAGAUAAAAGGAUAAUUUCAGAUAGCCAUAGAGCUAUGAGUAAAAGUGAAAAAAUGUGAUGAGAGAAAAUUGCUGAGACUAAGAUUUGGUAGGGUGGUAGAAGACCGCUCUGGGGAACAUAGCAUUUAAGCUGAGACUUAAAUAAUAACAUGAUUUGGGGAAAAGAGUAUUCUGGACAGAAAAAACAGCAAGCACAAAGGCCUUAAGGUGGGGACAAGCUUAGUUGUUCAGGAACAGAAAGGACAGUGUGGCUGGCGUGAAAGAAAGGGAUUUCAGAUGAAGCCCAAGGGUAUGCAGGGGCUAGAUCAUGUGAGAUCGUAGGCUGUGAUAAGGAAUAAAAUUUGCUUGCCUGAUGUAGACAGAUGAUUCAAAUUCUUGGAAAGCCUCAAAGGGAAAUAAAAUACAGUAGUAAUUGUGGGAGAGGCAGUAUAACCUAGUGGUUAGGGGUCUAGACUCUGGAAACAACUCUCUGGGACUACAUGCCAGCUGUACCACUAUGCUGUGUGAGUUUAGCAAAGUGACUUAACCUCUCUGGGCCUUGGUUCCUUUACCUCUAAGGUGGGGAUAAUAAUUCAUCCUCACAGAUACUAUUUUGCAUUGAGGAUUAAAUAAAUUUAUCUCUCUAAGUUUUUUUUUUUUUUAAGAUGCUUAGAACAAGGCCUGGCAUGUACUAUUUGCUCGAGUAUUUUAGUUGUUCCAUUGUUGUUGAUGUUAUUAAUAUUAUAGACUUACUACUAAUGGGAAAAAGACUUUCAAUGAGCUCUUCACUAUGUUCUGCUUUAGUUUUAAAAAUUAGUUGAGUUAUGUUGUCAUAGAUUGCAUUAUCUGUCUUUAACUCUUCCUUCCUUCCCUUCUCCUGCCCUGACUUCUCUGGGUGGAGUGUAUCUCCUUAUUCCACUGACUUUGGGCUUGGUCAUGGGUUAAAGAUUGAAUUGUGUCCCCCAAAAUAUGUGUUGGAAUCCUAACGCUAUACCUGUGGGUGUAAUUCUUUUGGGAAUAGGGUUUUCUUGUUGUGUUAAUGAUGCCAUUUCAGUGUAGGGUGUGGCUUAAGCCUAAUUACUUCUAAGUUAUAAAAAGAGUAGAUUAGACUCUUACAAAGCUGAUUAGACUUAGAAGCAAGCACAGAUGGAGGGAGGAUAAAUGCCACAUGAAGAUUGCCAAGGAACCAAGGAACACUGGGGCUACAGAGGCUGAUACAAGGAUCUUCCCCCAGAACAGCAAAGAGAGCCUUCUCCUACAGACAGCGCCCAAAUCCAUUCUCCGCCAUCUUUGCUCUCUGCACCUCUUGUUUUAGCUUAAAAUUUCUGAGUGGGUACUACUUAUUAAGUGAGCCUAAGUCAUGUGUUUCAGCUUUCAGGAUAACCUGGGAAUUGCCACAUAGUGGGCAGUAACAUCUGUGACCACCAGCCUCGACCCAGUGCACAGCUAUUCAGCUGAAACACAAGAAUACAGCCAAACCAGCUGUUAAAAUAUUUCCAUGCCACUUGUAAGUUAUCACUACUCCUAGUCCCCCAAGUGCCCCACCAACAUGCAGGAAACCUCAGCCCUCCCCCAAGACAUCCUAGACCACUCCUUUGAUUCAGCAGCUGAAGGGUUAAUGCUUGGAGCAAUAAGAAACAAUAAGGAUUCUCCCCUAGCUGCUGUGGCAGAGAGUAAUGCCAGUGAUCUCUGGUUAUGAAAUAUUUUGGUUCCCCCUCUGCAUAUGGGUCUUCUGCUACACCAGGUAAACACUCUAGUGGGCAUAGGGUAGAAUGGAAAGAGUCAUGGGUCUGGCCUUCCACAUCAUGCCAGGUCCCGUCCAUCCUGCUACAAGAUGAGGCUGUUUUCCUGCCAUCCCAACAUCAGUACCUGCUUGUCAGGCUUGAGCCAAAAUGCUUCCAUAAGUCAUGGCCAUCUGUGAGUGGAAUCUAACAAGGGGAAACCAGGACCGUGGAGAAGUGAUGAUUUGUGGUGCUUACUAUGAAAUGCGUAUGCCACAGGUAUUUGGCUUGCAAUAAUUUGUGUUUAAGGUCCAGAUCCAGUACCUAUAAAACCCUGUACCUAGAGCCCACAUGAAAGGAAAGCUAAACUUUGUCUUCGUUCUUGCCAGACCCAUUCACACACACAGGCUUAUAUGGGAAAGAACUGCAUGGUAUCUUCCAUUCUGUGUAUAUUUUCCAGGGUAGUCAGAUGUAGGAGGAAAAUGUAUUUAACUCAGUGAGGGAGUUCAGUUUGUGAAAGAAAACUCCUGUGGGAGGGGGAAAGACUGACAAGUCACAGGGAAUUAGACAAGCUCUCCAAGUCUGCAGAGGAGCUGCAGUUCCAGCUUCCCUUAUGCUGUGGCCCAUCUCAGGAAAUAAAGUGGUCAAGUUUGUUCAGGGACCGCUGCCCACGCUCCAUCACUGAAGUGUGGUCCAAUGGUCAGGAAGGUUCAGGAAAGUAAGGACUGCCCCGAUAUGAGACCCCCAUCCCUUCUAAACAGACUGCUGAGCAGUAAAACAGUUCCAACAUUGAGGGACUUUGUUUUUCAUCAUCACUUUUUGCCUGUGAACAUGGCUCGGCUGUAGUCAUAAGGUCUCUGGUUGGGGUUAUUCUGCAGGAAGAUGGACUAAAAAAGUGGGGGUGCCUGUGUGUGUGUUGAGCUAAAAGAGAGAGGAAGGAGAGGAGAAAGACAAUGGAAAAGAAAACUAAAGCAGUAUUUGAGGCAUAUGAAGGGAGAAAGACUAAGAAAUUUUCUUUCUUGGCUUAACUGAAACAAUGAAACAGAGCUGAGCUUUCAGUACCCAAAGACCACUGUAUAAGGGGACUUCAGGGGGAUCACUCAAUGGUGAUCAGUGAGCUAGAGCAACCCAGCCCGGGGUUGGGGCAGAGGCCACGAGGCUCAUGUGUUGGCCACUCUGUCUCCCCUUUCAUCUCUAGGUUAGACCUGAUGACCAGCAUCUAACACCUGGUGUUCCCUGACAAGGUGGAGAUAGCCUGUUGUUUUUUAGUCUUUAACUAUUGUCAUUUGUACUCAAAUCUUCUGCAAAAGACCUCUUUAAAGCAUUAAAAAGCAAAGGUAUCACUUUGAGGACUAAGGUGCCCCUAACCCAUGCCUGUUGUUUUUUAGUCUUUAACUAUUGUCAUUUGUACUUAAAUCUUCUGCAAAAGACCUCUUUAAAGCAUUAAAAAGCAAAGGUAUCACUUUGAGGACUAAGGUGCCCCUAACCCAUGCCAUGAUAUUUUUAGUGACCUCGUAUGCAUGCCAAAGCUGUACAAUGAAUAAGGAAGACAGAAGGGAUAUCUCGACAUGCCCCACAUCACUGGACCCCUAGAAAUUUCACCCCUAGAAUAAUCCCUGAAUUUUUGUGGGAUUAAUUUCCCACCCUAUAGCAUGCAACCAUUUUGCCAGUAAGUCCAGAGUCAGUGACACGUCUUCCUUACUAGGUCCAGUCAGUGUAAUGGACCCAUGUGAUGUCUUGUGGAAGGGAAAGGUGAUAAAGUUCCCUGCAGUGUAAAUUAUGACGUAUGGCUGGAGAGUUGUAGCCAUGAGGUAGGGAACUGAAGGUGUAUUGCUCAUGCAGUUGUUGUAGUGUUGUUGUUAGGUGCCAUCGAGUCGGCUCCAACUCAUAGCGACCCUAUGCACAACAGAACAAAACACUGCCCGGUCCUGCACCAUCCUUACAAUCGUUAUGCUUGAGCUCAUUGUUGCAGCCACUGUGUCAAUCCACCUCGUUGAGGGUCUUCCUCUUUUCCGCUGACCCUGUACUCUGCCAAGCAUAAUGUCCUUCUGCAGGGACUGGUCGCUCCUGACAACAUGUCCAAAGUACGUAAGACACAGUCUCGCCAUCCUUGCCUCUAAGGAGUAUUCUGGCCGCACUUCUUCCAAGAUGGAUUUGUUCGUUCUUUUGGCAGUCCAUGGUAUAUUCAAUAUUCUUCGCCAACACCACAAUUCAAAGGCAUCAACUCUUCUUCAGUCUUCCUUAUUCAUUGUCAAGCUUUCACAUGCAUAUGAUGCGAUUGAAAGUACCAUGACUUGAGUCAGGCGCACCUUAGUCUUCAGGGUGACAUCUUUGGUCUUCAACACUUUGAAGAGGUCCUUUGCAGCAGAUUUGCCCAAUGCAACGCGUCUUUUGAUUUCUUGACUUUCCUGCCAUGGCUGUUGAUUGUGGAUCCAAGUAAAAUGAAAUCCUUGACAACUUCAAUCUUUUCUCCAUUUAUCAUGAUGUUGCUUAUUGGUCCAGUUGUGAGGAUUUUUGUUUUCUUUAUGUUGAGGCACGAUCCAUACGGAAGGCUGUAGUCUUUGAUCUUCAUCAGUAAGUGCUCCAAGUCCUCUUCACUUUCAAGAAGCAAGGUUGUGUCAUCUGCAUAAUGCAGGUUGUUAAUGAGUCUUCCUCCAAUCCUGAUGCCCCGUUCUUCUUCAUAUAGUCCAGCUUCUUGUAUUAUUUGUUCGGCAUACAGAUUAAAUAGUGGUUUUGGGUGAAAGAAUACAACCCUGAUGCACCCCUUUCCUGACUUUAAACCAAACAGUAUCCCCUCGUUCUGUCCAAACAACUGCCUCUUGAUCUAUGUAAAGGUUCCUCACGAGCACAAUUAAGUGUUCUGGAAUUCCCAUUCUUCUCAAUGUUAUCCAUAGUUUGUUAUGAUCCACACAGUCAAAUGCCUUUGCAUAGUCAAUAAAACAGAGGUAAACAUCCUUCUGGUAUUCCCUGCUUUCAGCCAGGAUCCAUCUGACAUCUGCAGUGAUACCCCUGGUUCCACGUCCUCUUCUGAAACCGGCCUGAAUUUCUGGCAGUUGUAGAGAUGAGAAUCUCCCAAGUCCAUGGGUCAGGAAAGAGCCCUCUGAUUCACAUAGGCACAGGAGCUGUAAACCCAAGAUUGGCAGGCCAGAGAGCAGGGCUCUUGCUCACAGUCUGUGAAAAUGGGCAAAUCUCAAGAUUGGCAGGAAGACCACAGGUAAGCUGCUAGCUCAAGUCCCAAGAACUGGAGGUUAGACAAAUGGCAGCCAGCUGCAGAGUCCAGAACGAGCAAAAGCCCCCGAGCCCUUUCUGAAUGUCUGCCCACACUCGAUGCAGGCUACAUGCCCAAGGAAGCUCCCUUCAACUGAUUGGCUACUAACAGCAGAUCCCAUCAUGGGGCUGAUCACGUAUUAAAUCUCAAUAGAGAAGUGAUCACAACAUUAUAGGACUGCCAAAACACUGAGAAUCAUGGCCCAGCCAAGUUAACACACAAUCUUAACCAUCACAGAUCUUGACCUCCUUGCCCUUCCACAAGACAUCACCCUGGUCCAUUACAUUGAUGACAUUAUGCUGAUUGGACCUAGUAAGAAAUAAGUAUCAAUGAUGCUAAACUUAUUGGUAAGACAUUUGUAUGCUAAAGGGUAGGAAAUUAUUCCAACCAAAAUUCAUUUCCUCUAUACCUCAGUGAAAUUUCUAGGGCUCCAGUGGUAUGGGGCCUGUCAAGAUAUUCCUUGCAAAGUGAAGGAAAAGUUGAUGUAUCUGGCCCCUCCCACAACUUAAAAGGAGGCACAGCACCUGUUGGGCCACUUUGGAUUUUGGAGGCAACAUAUCCCUCAUUUGGGUGUGCUAUUCUAGCCUAUUUAUCAAGUGACUCGAAAAGCUGCUAGUUUUGAGUGGGGCCCAGAACAAGGGAAGGCCUUGCAGCAGGUUCAGGCUGAUGUCCAAGCUUUUCUGCCACUUGGGCCAUGAGAUCUGGCAGAUCCAAUGCUUUUGGAAGUGUCCAUGGCAGAUAGAGAUGCUGUUUGGGAUCUUUGGCAGUCUCCUGUUGGUGAAUCACAGUGCAGACCCUUAGGAUUUUGGAAAAAAGCCCUGCCAUCCUCCACAGAAACUUGUUUCUCCCAUAGCCAGGAUUCAUGGGUCCAGGAAUCAAGGGAUGGAAACAGAAGUGGCACCAUUCCCUAUUACCCCUAGUGACUCACUUGCAAAAUUUUUGCUUCCUAUCCCCAAGACACAAGGGAUCUUAUCCCCAAGACCCAAGGGAUCUUAGUUUCAAAGUGAGGAAUGAUCCCAGCAGGAGGCAAAACACUGAUUGAACUGGAAGUUAAGAAUGCCACCUAGUCACUUUGAGCUCCUCGGCCUCUGGAUCAGCAGGCAAAGAAAGAGGUUACCAUAUUGGCUGGUGUGAUUGAUCCUGAUUACCAAGGGGAAAUCAGAGUGAUAUUGCAUAAUAAAGGUAAAGAAGAGGGUUUCUGGAAUACAGGAGAUCCCUUAGGACAUCUCGUAGUACUACCAUGCCCUGUGAUUAAAGGCAAUGGAAAACUACAGCAACCCUAUUCUGACAUGAUUGCUAAUAGCCCAUACCAUUCAGAAAUGAAGGUAUGAUUCACCCCACCAGGCAAAGAACUAUAAUCAGUUGAGGUGCUUGCUGAGGGUAAAGGGAAAACAGAAGGGGUGGUAGAAGAAGGUAGUUUUAAAUACCAGUUAUGACCACUUGAUCAGUUGCAGAAAUGAGGACUAUGAUUGUUAUGAGUAUUUCUUCCUUGUAUGUGUGCAUCAAAUAUUUCUGUUUUCUUCACUUAAAAAAAUAGAAGAUGUAAAUGGUACUAGUGCAGUUAGGCCAAGAGGGGAAGUGACUUUCCCAAGAUCACAGCACCAGAACCCAGCCCUGUUUGAAGGUGUACUCCAUGCAUGCUGCUUCCCGCUCCUGCUUGAAAUUCUUCCAUCUCUGAGCUUGUGCAUUAGCUACAGGGGCAGAUAUUCCAAAAGGCAAGGUAAGUGUGGUGAACACCACACCUUGAUGUGGUGAAGCCUAUGUGAAACUGUUCACUACAGAUUAGUAAGUAAGCACAGGUAAACUUGUGCCUACCUUGCUUACUGGGUCAUCUGCCCCCAUCAGGGAUUGUAAAUGGAAAAAGAGGCUUUGAUUCUGUAGGAAGGUUCUGUGGGGUUGGGAGAGAGACAGAUGCCAGCCAUACUUAGAAGCAGAGUCUUUGAUGUGGUGAAAAAAUGUGAAAAUGUUCAUUACAGUUGAUCUGGUAACCAGUAAGCCCUGUACUUACCUUGCCUAUUGAAUAAUCUGCCCCUGAUUAGCUAAGUGCAACAUCAGCCCACGGGUUCUUAUCUCACAAACACUUGCUAAUGUCCCUAAGAAGAAGAUGCUAGAAUGAUGCCCACCGUGUGGAUGGGGGGAAUGGGAAGGCUCUGAGAAGCACAGAGACUUGUCUAGGAUUGCACACUGCUUAAGAGGGAUGAGCUGUGUCUGAACCCAGAUCUGUCUGCUGCACCCAGGCCCUCCCCAGGUUCUGUGGGGGAAUGGGGGAGGGCUGUGUUGGUGUCACUGUGUACAGUUAUGGAGAUGGCAUGGGGAGAGGUGAGCAAUCAGCAGCCCAGAGGAGACUUUGGGGAGGUCUCAUCUGAGGUAGGGCCCAGGUCAGGGGACCUAGAACAUGACCUCACUUCCUUGACACCAGAGUAUGUAGAACUUGGAACCCUGGUAACCAGGCACCCACAUCGUAAACAAAGCCCCCUACCCAGCUCAGUUGAGUGGAGACGUUCAAACUGAGAACAUGUUUUCUUGUUGUUUCUCAUCCCCUGUUGAACCGAAACUUGAGAAACCCAAGAGUUCGACCCUGUCCCGAAGCCUGAGACAUGGUCUCAUAUCCCACCCCCAAAGGCUCUGGCCACUUUCCAAAAGGAACCCGAAGAACCAGGUACAGAAGAUCCCCAAGGAAAAGGAGAAUGGCAUCACCCAGCCAGGGUCCAGGAAGGGCUGUGUGUCUGUGGUUCUGAUGAGGGCCUGGAUGAGGCCCAGGUGAUGAAAACCUUCAGGGCAGGCUCACUGGAGAAGCUGGUGGACCACCUGGUGCUCAUAUUCCUAAAGGGUAACUUCUCCUACAUCAGAACCUUCCUGGGAACCUAUAGAACCUAUGCCACCACCCAGCAUGUCCUAGACCAGCUGCUCCAAAGUGCCACCUCUUUUAUCCUGGGCACAAUGCUGAAGGAAUACUCAGAGGAUUUCAAUCAGCCCCCAUAAUUCCCCUGCCUAAAGCUCGCGGUGGAGUAUGUGCAGGUGAACAUGCCAGGCUCACAUCUGGAGCACCGUGCCCAACUUCUCUUGGCCCAGCUGGAUCAAAUGGAGGUCACUGAGACAGAGCUGGAGGCUCCAGAGCGAAGGCCAGGGCAAGUUGUAAAAGUAGCUCAAGAUCCAUCUUUGCCCCAAGAACUGGCUCCUGCACCAUGUCCUGGGGUAUAUUCUGCUCCUGUACUGGCACCGGAGCUCCAUAGCACACCACCUAUUACAUCCCCAGCUCCAGCACCGGCACCAGAUGGAGAGCCAGCUGGAGGGGUGGGUUCGCAUCCAGGGUCACCUCCAGAACUGGCUCCCACACCACUGGCUAAUGUCAAUCCUACUCCUGCUACAACACUGGAGCUCCAUACCACACUAGCUAUUUCAUCACCAGCACCUGCACUGGAACCAGAUGAAGAGCCAGCUGGAGGGUCAGAGUCUUAUCCUGGACCACCUUCAGAGGCAGCUCCUGGACCACUGGCUACUGUCAAUCCUGCUCCUGCUCCAACACCAGGGCUCAGUGCAGCCCAGGCCCUCCUCCAGCUCCAUCACCAGCAUCAUAUGGUCAACAGGAUGGAGAGGUGUAUUCCCAUCCUGGGCUACUUCCAGAACCGGAACCUGGACCACCAGCUGAUGUCGAUCCUGCUCCUGCUCCAACACAGAAGCUCCGUGGAGCACCAGUUGUUCCAUGACGAGCUUCAGCUGUGGCAGCAGAGGGAUAAUCCCAUGGACUUUCGGAUUCUUAACCUGGGCCACCUGCAGAGCCAGAGGAUGGACAACCUGGUGAUAUGGAUCCUGGUACUGAACGGACACUGAAACUCAAUAGAGCAUCGCCAGCUCCAGCGCUGCCACCACAUGGAGAGCUGGAUUUUUACCCUGGGCGACUUCCAGAACACAUUGAAGGAAAACUUCAUGAGUUACAUUCUGUUCUUGCAGCAACAUUGGAGCUGGGUACAUCAACAGGUCCUCCAUCAGCAAGUUGAGCAGACAGAGAGCCUGCUGGAAGAUCGGAUUUUCUUCCUCGGCCAACACCAUAAUGGGCUCCUGGACCACCUGGUGAGGUUGAUCAUGCUCCUGGACUAACACUGGAGCUCCUUAGACCACCAUCACGAGCUGCUUCACUGGCACCAGAUGAAGAGCCAGCUGAAGGGUCAGAGUCUUAUCCUGGGAUACAUCCAAAACCUGCUCCUGUACCACCUACUGAUGUUGAACCCACUCUUGCACCAAAAUCAAGCUUCACUGGCACAGGUCUUCCUUCUCCAUUUUCAUCACCGACACUAGAUGAAGGGCCAGCUGGAGGGGCGGAUUUCCAUCCUGGGCCACUUCCAACUGACUCCCAGAUAAACAGCUGAUAUUGAUCCAGCUCCUUUUCUGACACUGGAGCUCCAUACACCAUUAAGUCCUCCAUCUCCAGCUCAGUCUGGGGCACCAGAGGCCAAACUAGUUGCUGAACCUCCUCCACGGCAACUCCUUAUUGACAACCAGGGGACAUCUGCUCCAGAAGCAGACCCUUAUUUCUCCUCACCUGAGUGGGUAGUUCUUGGUUUUGUUGUAGUAUUUUCCCAGCUCAAUUUAUUCUGUAUAGUUUAUAGUAUUUUAACUGGUAGAUUUCUCAUUAAAGUUUUGUUGUAACAGCUUGCAAGUGUGUAAUAUAGUGGCUUUAUGUACUUUCACAAUCCUAUUCACCAUCAUCAGUAUCUCCUUCAGAACAUUUUCAUCACCACUGUGAUGGUUAAUGUUAUGUGUCGAGUUGGGUAGGCCAUGGUUCUCAGGGGUUUGGCAGACAUUAUGUAAUCAUACUCCAUUUUAUAAUCUGAUGUGAGCAGCCAAUCAGUUGGAAGAGGCAUUUCCUUGGGAACGUGACCUGCAAAUUAACACAUUUUCUGGGGUAUGCAGCCAUUAAUCUGGCCAAUGUAUUUUUCUCCAUUCCUGUUUUGAAGGACCACCAGAAGCAGUUUGCCUUCAGCUGGCAAGGCCAGCAGUACACCUUCACUGUCUUAUCUCAGAGGUAUAUCAACUCUCUAGCCCUAUGUCAUAAUUUAAUCCAUAGGGAACUUUAUCGCCCUUCAUUUCCACAGUAUGUCACACUGGUCCAUUACAUUGAUGACAUUAUGCUGAUUGGACAUAGUAAGAAAGAAGUAUCAAUGACUCUGCAGUUACUGGUAGAAUAUUUGCCUGCUAGAAGGUAGGAAUUAUUCCCAAAAAAUUCAGUUGUCUUCCUCCUCAGUGAGCUUUCUAGGGCUCCAGUGGUGUGGGCAUGUCAAGAUGUUCCUUGUAAAGUGAAGGAUAAGUUGAUGUAUCUGGCCUCUCCUACAACUAAAAAGAAGGCACAGCCCCUGCUGGAUGUCUUUGUAUUUUGGAAGCAACAUACCCCUCAUUUGGGUGUGCUACUCCAGCCUAUUUAUCAAAUGUCUUGAAAAACCGCUAGUUUUGAGUGGGCCCAGAACAAGAGAAGACCUUGCAAGAGGUUCAGACUGAUGUGCAAGCUGUUCUGCCACUUGAGCCAUAUGAUCCAGCUAAUGAAAUGAUGCUUGAAGAGUCACUUGCAAAUAACAAUGUUAUCUGGGGUCUUUGGCAGGCUCCUAUUGGUGAAUCACAGUGCAGAUCCUUAGGAUUUUGGAGCAAAGCCCUGCCAUCCUCCACAGAUAACUACUCUCCUCUUGUGAAACAGCUUUUGUCUUGUUACUGGGUCUUAGUAGAGACUGAACUCUUAACCAUGUGCCACCAAAUGACCAUGUGUCCUGAGUUGCCCGUCAUGAGUUGGGUGUUGUCUGACCCAUAGAACCAUAAAGCUGGAUGUGCACAGCAGCACUCCAUCAUUAACUGGAAGAGGUAUAUACGAUACAGGGCCUGAACAUGACCUGAACACUCAAGUAAUUUGCAUAAGGAAAUGGUCCAAAUGCUCAUGGUCCUCACUCCUGUCAUAUUACCUGCCCUCUCCCAGGCUACACCUAUGGCCUCACUGGGAGUGCCUCUUGAUCAGUUGCCUGAGGAAGAGAAAACUCGUGCCUGGCGCAUUGACCGUUCUGCAUAAUAUGUAGGAACCACUUGAAUGUGCGCAGCGGCAGUGCUGCAGCCCAUUUCUGGGACUUCCCUGAAGGACAGUGGUGAAGGGAUAUCUUCCCAAUGGCAAAACUUCAAGCAGUGCACCUGGUUGUUCACCUUGCUUGGAAGGAUAAAUGACCAGAUAUGCAAUUGUACACUGAUUCAUGGGCUGUGGACGAUGGUUUGGCUGGAUAGGCAGGGACUUGGAAGGAACAUGAUUGGAGAAUUGGAGUCAAGGAGGUACGGGAAAGUGGUUUGUGACAGACUUCUCUGAAUAGCCAAAGAACUCACAUUAAUGAGUGGUGACUCCUUGUCUUUUACCAGGGACCCUUGUUUCUGCAUUGGGCCUUUAGUGCAGACAAAACCCCUUAUUGCCCUAAACACCAUUGUGGAUUGAAAUUAUCAUUGCUGGGUGUUUCGUCCUGUGAUCUGCUGAACUGGAAUAAUGAAGAGAGGCAUAGUAAUAUGUGUAGGACCUUUCCCACUUAUUAGCUGUGAGAUCUUCAGGAAAUUACUGCCCCUCUCUGACCCUUGGUUUCCUCAGCUUUACAAUGGGACUAAUACUGUCUUCCUCACAUCACUAUUGUUGAGGAUUACAUUGCAAUAUUGGUGAAGCACGCAGAACGAUGCCUGGCACAUAGUAGGCAAUCAAUGAAAGGGAGUUAAAGCAAGAGAUACAGGAAAGGUGGCCUAUAUGCACGUUCAUUCUGGGAGUGCAGGGUAAAGUUGAGGGAAGGAUUUCUUGUCACCCAGGGCAUCAAACUCCUUACUAUAUAGUUGUCAGUUAGGUCCUUCCUUCCCAGGCCCCCACCUUCAAUGCCUGAAGAGGUUCAUUUACUCGAGUCUUUCCUGGGACAAGUACAGGUUUCACAAGGAAUGUCUGAACCCAUACAACGAAAUGGAAACUAUAUACAGUUUAUUGUGGUUAACAAAAUUGUGUAGUGAGUAGACCACCACUAGUUUUUCCCUCUUCCUCAAGAAAUGAAGCUGCCAAGUCAUAUUUGAGCAGAUCUUGACAUCCAGUUUUGCUAUGCAGAUGUAGGCCAUGAAUAAGACAUUUGUAUUUUAAUAGGAAAGCAGCUCCUCUUGUAGCAUGCAGAAGUGUAAGGAAGAUUUGUACAAGUUACACAAGAAACUCAGGGGUCUCCUAUCAGAGAAGGAAUUGAAUGUAUCUUAUCACAACCCACCAUGGCCAACAUCGGCACCAACCAUCACUACUACCACCACCACUACCUCCACCACCAUAACCAUCACCAUCUCCACCAUACAACCCACCACCACCACUUCUACUACCACUGUCACCACCAUCACCAACACCAAUACUACCAUUUCCACCACCACCAUCACACGACCAACCAUAAUCCUCACCAUAAUCACCAUCACCACUUCCAUCAUACAACCCACCAGCAGCAUCGCACCACCUACUGUCACCACCAUCGCCAUGCUACCCAUCACCACUUUCACCACCUCCCUUACACAACUCAUCACCACCAUUAUUACCAGUACCAUCAUCACCAUCACUCUUACCAUCAAUUUUACCACCAUCAUCAGUGAGCCCCCUGCCACCAAAACCACCCCCAUUACUCUCAAUAACAACAUCAUCAGCAUCACCACCUCCAUUACAAAACCUGUCACCACUACCAUUACCACCCUCACGUUCACCAUUAUUCCUUUCCCUGUAAUUCAGAUCUCUAAGUUUGGCCCCUAAUUCUUCUAAAUGUGUGGUGUUCACUUGACCCUGUUCAUCUAACCCCCUCUGGUGGCUAUUAUACAAAUAACAGGUCGAAGAGCAACUCAGGGCAAUGGCUGCUUUCUCUUUCAUCAGUAUUUCAUUCAUUCAUAUGAACAUCACCUACUAUACGUCAGACCUUACACUAGAUGCUAGACAUAAGAAACUAACAAAAUAGAACACUGCAGUCUAGGGUGGUAGACAAACAAGUGAAUAGAUAAUUACAAAUUAGUGAAACAAGGGUCAUGGAGAAGCAUACAGAGAAUGCUGGGAGUGUACAGAGGAUACUUGGGCUGGCCUUGGCAUUGGGUUAGGGGCAAUGAGGGAAAGUGGAGAAGCUGGGGAUUGAGAAGGGGAGGUAGAGUUCCUAAAUUCAAGGAGGAGUAGGAGAUAAGAGAAGUAAUUGGGAAUUCAGUGAGCUGCCAGGAUGCUCGUUCAAUAUGGCAGAAGUCAGAGCACAGGUUUCAAGUGAGAAGAGCAACAGGUGGGGUCAGAGAGAUUGGUUGCGGCCAGAUCACAAAAGGUGUUUUAUGUCACACUAGAGAUUGAGCUUAUAUCCUCUAGGAUAGUGGUCUCCAAAUUUUUUUGAUCAUGUUCCUCAUCAAUAAAAAUAUUUGCAUACACACCUCCAAUACAUGAAUAUUUAUUCAUUUAUACAUUUUAUACCUAGGCAGUGUAGUGUAAUGGUUAAGAGCUUGGUUUCUGGAGCCAGAUGGACUAUAUUCCAAAUCCUGGCUUCGCUACUUUUUAGAGGUGUGACCCUGAGCAAACAACCUCUGUAUCUUAGCUGCCCCAUUUUUAAACUGAGGUUAAUAGCAGACUCACCACCUCUGAGGGUUGCAGAAAGGGCCAAAUUCAGUAAUUCGUGAGAACUUAAAACAAGCCUGGCACAUGAUAAAUGUUAUGUUAACUUGCUGUCAAGUUGAUUCCGACUCACAAUUACACUAUAGGACAGGGUGUCACUGCCCCAUAGGGUUUCCAAAGUGGAUUGGUGGAUUCCAACAGCCAAUCUUCCAGUUGGCAGCUGAGCUCUCAAGCAAUGGGGCACCAGGACUCCGAAUAUUAUUCUAUACAUACACUAUUGAGUGCCAUUAUAAAAGUGGAGUUGGAAUUUAUACCUAGUAGGGGCUCCACCAGAAACUCUGGUGGCGUAACCAUUAAGUGCUACAGCUGCUAACCAAAGGGUUGGGAGUUCAAAUCCUCCAGGCGCUCCUUGGAAACUCUGUGGGGCAGUUCUACUCUGACCUAUAGGGUCGCUAUGAGUCAGAAUCGACUCAACGGCACUGGGUUUUGUUUUUGGUUAGGGGUUCCACCUACCCCAGAAAAUCUGUUUUAACACAAACUCACUUCAAAAUGUCAAGAAUUAUUUUUCAUCCUCAAAACUUCUAACUGGAAGAGCAGAUCACUUCUAAC